Molecule: messenger RNA, 2139 nt
Organism: Babjeviella inositovora NRRL Y-12698
Lineage: Eukaryota; Fungi; Ascomycota; Pichiomycetes; Serinales
Exons: 1
Source: RefSeq, a predicted model, not a curated record
GCCGAAAAGCCAACGAUUGUCCAUUUCAAAGGUUCUCAAAUAUCAUCCAUUCAUAUUGUCAUCUAUUAUUAACCCCACCCAUCUGUAUCCUUUCGGAGAGCCACAGAAACAAUGAUGAGUGACUACUCGGACUUUUCAUCGCCCGGAGAAGAGGAGGAUCUAGCCUACAACACCAAGGGACUAUUUGGCGACCUCGACUUCCUCCCUUCGCUGGUAACAAGAUCAUCCCUACCCAAAUCAUCCACUCCGCUCAAAAAGAUACCGCAAAGCUUCCGUUCCAGGUCCAAGCGAUCACCCCCAUCGUCUGAUGACGAGCUUCACGCUUCCCCAAUCCACUCUAACAAAAAACCAACCCGCUCGAACAAGGUGAAGCCACUAUUUGGACUUUCAGCCAAAACAUUUAACGGUGAAGCUGAUGAUCCGCUUCUCGAUUCGAUUAGCAACAUGUUCAAACAUCCUUUAACACAGAAAUAUAACUUUGAUACAAACCUAGCCCACACGCUAGCCCAAGACGAACUUUUAACAGCCAAACUCGAAAAGGAUAGGAGCGAGAGCCAAGCAAAGCUCCUUCGAGCCCAAGGGUUAAAAGCCAUUAUCUCCGACACUGUUCACGAAGGCGUAAAGCAGGAUAAGCAGUGGAACCUAUUCGCUGAUAAUCUCUUUUUCCAACUAGAUGAAGCCGACGCUAAGGAGAAAGCCGGCGAAUAUAGCGCUAGAAUGCUCAAGGAUGUAUAUCUAUUCAACGCUUCCCCCACUGAUGAGGUGAAUCAUGCGUUAGAGAAGUUGCGAAGCAUCGAGUCGCUCUACGGGGAAGACCAGGAAAGAGCGGAGCAAGAUCGAAAGUGCGGGUUCUACAUGUCCCGCAAGAACUUUCCCACCCCUAAACAACCGCCACAAUUGAAUGGGUCAUUUCAUGCCAGUUUGAGAUUUCUCUGGGGAUCAUUGAUUUGCGAUGAGCCCAAAAUCUUGGAAGGAUACCGUCACUGUUUCCUAGCAUAUAAAGACCAUGUUAGCCCGGAAAAUGUGCCUUUGAACCCAAAGCCAGACUUUAUUUUGAAGUUUAUGAAACUUUUGGGAUGCAACGUGCAAGUUUUGCGUGAGGUAGCACACUCCGAUGGUUGGAACGGAAAGCCAUACGACGAAGGAAAAGUCUUGACAUCAGCCACGAAUAUCCGAGGAAACGAAGCCGGCAUUAUCGAUCAUCAUUUGGCUAUUCGGUCCUAUUGUUAUCACAACUUCCCUCUAAUUUUAGCUAAAAUCUCGAAUUUAGUAGAGUUCACUGUUAAUUGCACAAGAUAUGAUCUAAGGACAUUUUGCUUGCUAUUCCAAAUCACAUGCUUGUUGUUACUUGAUAAAAGGUUGUCUCUUGAAAGCACGCUACAAGAUCAAAUCCUGUCCUUCCUUGAGAGACUCUUCCGGUGGUUCAUUGACCACAACUCAAACAAGAUUGAAGCCGACAAUAAGGAUUUCACUGAACAAGAGUUUAAAUCCGUGCACAACGUGAUUCACCGGACCUCAAAAAACCAUCCAGAACUCACGUUCCGUAUUCUUCACAAAAUCGUCAUUUCACUUGGUUCUAGUGAGUUUAAAGUCCGAAAUCUUUCAAAAUGGUUGGUUAUUUCGCAUAUCAAUGAUCAGGUACAAUUUGAGUACUGUUCCUUGUUUCCACCUCCCAGCAGGUCUAUACCGAAGCCGGAACCAAUGGAAACACAAUACCUCUACCUGGUUCUUCCCUUUAUCAGCGCCUUACUCCAGCCUCCAUCCGCUUCAGCCGAGCAGCUUACAUCCUCCCAGCGGUUGAAGUGCCUCCUCACUGCCCGGUACAAGUUUAUCCUUAUGCUUCCCUUGCUUAUAAAAGUAUACAAGUUACCAACGGCUGAUCUUAGAAAUAUCACAACCCAGUUGGAUGCAUGUUUCGCUAACGGUGACUCAAAUUCCAUCUUCUAUAUACUAGGGGGAGGUAUGUGGCUUGGGGAGGUUACCAAUUGCAAGAUUUGGGUAAGAUGUGUGAAACAGUUGCUUGAAGUCGAAUUGCUGGGAAGAAAGGUUAUUGCGUUUGAUAUCUAUGAUUAAGUCUAGACUACGGUCAAUAAGAUACAAUCGAUGAAUACAAGUAUACACCGUUUUAAUCCAGGUAAG